AAGUGAUCUCACUUCCUUGAAAAGCAGUCAGAGUGUGGCGUUCUCUCCUCUUUUCUCUCUGCGUUAUGAGUCUCUACAGCACCCCAGCGAAGGAUCUGGAUAAGUUCAUUUAUGACUCUCUUCAGCCCAACAUGGACUUUUUGGAUCGGGUCUCCAGGGACGUGGACACCAUCUGUUCUUUUCUGAAGGAGAACUGCUUCCGAGAUUCUCCCCCUCCCCAGACCAAGGUGUUGAAGGUCGUAAAGGGCGGUUCGUCCGGAAAAGGCACAGCUCUGAAAGGGGCUUCUGAUGCUGACCUGGUGGUCUUUCUCAAUGUCUUCAAAAGUUACUCAGACCAAGAAAAAGACCGGAAGGAGAUCAUUGGGGAGAUUAGGAAGAAGCUUGAGGAAUGUGUCAAACAGAAAGGCAUGCAGGUGGAGAUUGAACCAACACCAUGGCCUAAUCCGCGUGUGCUGAGUUUCACCUUUUACUCUUGGGAUGGCGAGGAAUCCACUGAAUUUGAUGUGUUACCAGCGUAUGAUGCUCUCGGCCAGCACAGAAAAGGUGAGCGACCCGACCCCCAGGUGUACAUCGACCUGAUCCAGAUCAGCUCCCGUGGGGGUGAGUUCUCCCCUUGCUUCACGGAGCUGCAGAGAGAUUUUGUCGUUAAGCACCCCACCAAGCUGAAGAGUCUCAUCCGCCUGGUGAAAUACUGGUACAAAGAGCAUAUCUAUCCGUAUAAGUCGCAGCUCCAACGUGGGAAGUCCUUGCCUCCCAAAUAUGCCCUGGAGCUACUGGCUGUCUAUGCUUGGGAACGAGGGAGCCAAAAGACGGAUUUCGACAUGGCAGAAGGGUUCCGGACGGUGCUUUGGCUCAUCCAGCAGUACCGGCAGCUCUGCAUAUUUUGGACUAUCAACUACGACUUUCAGGAUGAGACCCUCGGACGAUACCUGCGCAACCAGCUCCAGAAACCCCGACCUGUCAUCCUGGACCCGGCUGAUCCAACUGGGAAUGUCGGAGAAGGUUGCUGGGAUCUGGUCGCUCAAGAAGCUGCAAUCUGUUCUCAACAGAUAUGUUGCACGACUUUCGAUGGGCGUCCAGUGGCUUAUUGGGAUGUUCCAACUUCAAGUGACAGACUUCAGUUGCACUCUGGGUCAUUUAUCCGCCAUGAGGAACCUCCGCAGGAAGAAACUUGGUACUGCACCAUUCUUAACAGGAUGCCCGAGGCCAUCCGGGUUGCCAAGGGAUAUGAACAUAUGGGACAGGAGUGCGAUGUGGACAGUGAGAAGCUAUUGAGUAAGAACAGGGAAGCAUCUCCAGCCCCGACGCGCCAGAUCGCGUUGGGCGAGCGGGGAAGAUUUCGGAGGCUUUUUAUUCGGGUCCUUUGCGCCUGGAAAGCAGCGGGAGCGAUGGCCCUUCGUCUGAACGUCAAGCUCCUGACCGGAGAGCUUCACUCCUUGAUCACGUCACCCAGCAGGACCGUCUGGGACUUCAAGGUCCAGGUGGAGGAGAAGACAGGGGUGUCCCCUUACCAGCAGAGGCUGGCCUGCCAGAAGGGCACGUGCGUCGACCUGGCGGACAACACGCCGCUCUCCGCUUACGGGCUGGAAUCCGGGAACACCCUCCUGCUCAUCGUGAAGAACGAGGAAUCCAUCCGGGUCUUCCUGAAGAACGACAGAGGGAGAACCAGCACCUACCUCGUCCUCCCUUCCGAUCUGGUGUCCCAGUUCAGAGAGCAGGUUCAGCGGCAGGAGAACAUCCACACCGACCAGUUCUGGCUCGUCUACGAGGGGAAGCCCCUGGAGAACGGCCACAAGUUGUCCUACUAUAAGAUUGCGCCCAACGGCACCAUCUUCUUGAACCUGCGUCUUCGCGGGGGCUGGAUGGAUCAGCCGAGAUGCCCUCCGUGUCUUGGAUGAGAGAGACGCACGCCUUCUGAGCUUGUCCUCUUGUACGCUGUGAACUUUCGUAGCAUAUAAAUUAUAGGAGCUGACAUUUAGUCUGGCCCAAAUAUGGUUUCCAUGUAGCAUGUUCUCUUCCUGAAUUGUUCCCCUUCAACCUGAUCCUCACCAGCGUUUUGUGACUUUUAACAACGGCUGCGCCAAGAUGUGUAUCUUUUUCCUCUUCCCUCCUCCUCGCCUUUUCCUUUCGGGCUGCCUCUUUUCCUGCGCAGCCAUUGUCAUGGAUUUGCAUUUUUGUUUUGUUACGUUUUAGUUCAAUCUUUGGUUUGUGGGGUGUAUUUAGGAGUCAAAAUUUCUUCUUCGGUGGUAAGGCCGCCCAGAGUCAUACUGAGCGCUCAGUGGAGUGGUCCCUAAAUAUUUGAAAUAAAUAUAUAAAUUCAUGCAGAUGAUUGCCGUUCCUGUAAACAUGUCCUGAAGCUUGAAGGGUAGAAUAGAAAGGUUCCAAACAAAUAAUGUUAUCUGUAUUUAUAGUUUUGUCUACCGUUGGCUCUGCUUGUACUUUCUGUUUGCAAUACCUUUGCUGAUAUUUAGGUUAAAUAAAUAAAACAAGGGGGAAAAAGUCAUCUUA
Pogona vitticeps (central bearded dragon) is the source of this 2508-nucleotide messenger RNA. Lineage: Eukaryota; Metazoa; Chordata; Lepidosauria; Squamata; Agamidae. The record is from RefSeq and is a predicted model, not a curated record.